AUGGCCGGCGGGCGGCGGCGGCGGGUGCUGGCGGCGCUGCUCGGGGCGCUGCUCGGGGCGCUGCUGUGCGCGGCGGGGCGCCAGCUGCGGCCGGCGCCGGCCGAGGCCCCCGUGCGGCUCUUCACCGAGCCCGAGCUGGCCAGAUACGCCGGGCAGGAGGAAGGACAGCCCAUUUAUCUGGCAGUGAAGGGAGUAGUAUUUGAUGUCACUUCUGGAAAAGAAUUUUAUGGGAAAGGAGCCCCAUAUAAUGCUUUGGUUGGAAAAGACUCAACACGAGGAGUUGCGAAGAUGUCUCUGGAUCCAGCAGAUCUUACUCAUGACAUAACAGGACUCACAGAAGAGGAACUAAAGUCCCUGGAUGAUAUCUUCAAUAAUGUGUACAAGGCCAAAUAUCCAAUUGUUGGCUAUACUUCUCGAAGAAUUCUGAAUGAGGAUGGCAGCCCCAAUCUAGACUUUAAACCUGAAGAUCAACCACAUUUCAGCAUUAAAGAUGAGUUUUGAUGAACAUUUUAGUAUCUAGAGAAUACCAUGGGGCCACGACAGAAUGAGUAUUAGAUUGUUCCCUGAAAGGAAGAAUAUUUUAUGUAAACUAUGUGUGUACACAUUUAUAUAUUUUCUAAAGAGAAAACUGACUGAUGACAGCUAAUUAUUAAAAUGAAUUCUGGAAAACAGUGAAUCAAAAGAUCUAUGUUAGUGGCACAUUCUGGUACUCUUUGCUCUGAAUUAUUGGUAUUAUUCAUACGGAAAUUCUUACUGCUUGUAUUUUUCUGGCUACAAACAUAAAUUAAAAUUACAUUCUUUAAAAGAGAUGGGGCAGAUUUUAAUAGUUGAAACAUCAGUGGUCUUUGUAUAAAUCCCUAACAUCAAUUACCUGUGCUUCAGUUUCUGUGAUUAUAGGUCAUCACAUAUAUAAAUAGGUGUAAAAUGCUUAUUCUUUAAAAGGCAUUAGAAUUUGACAGGUUUGAGAAUACUGGAAAUAAAAACAAUUGAUCUCUUAAAAUGUAGUUACAUACAAGGAAUAUUUAUGCAAAGCCUAUAGCUAUAAAACAAGAAAAAUAAAUCUUUUCCCCCCUUGAGAAAUACUGUGACAUUUUCAGUAUGACUGUUACUAUGUUAGUUUUAAAUAAAUGACACUUCAUUUUUAUUUUUUGAAAUAAUUAUCAAAGAUGUCAUCCAUAUUAGAUUAGGAUGUUUUCCUUCUAGCUUCCUCCACUCCUUCUCUGACAAAGAAAGGAAAUGGUAACUCUGUUUUCCACAUACUCCUAAACUACAAGUUUAUUACACUAAUUUAGAAUGCUGUGGAUAUUUUUAGUAUUUUCAUAUUGACAAUUUCAGUCUUUUUAAAAAAAAUUUCUGUUAGUUUUUCUUUGUUUUAGUCUGGUUUCAUCAUUGCUCUUGCAAUGAGGUGUGCAUUCAAAUAUUCCUCUUCACUUCAACUUAAUAUAAAACUCCAGAUACUGUAGGGUGAAAGAAGUCCUCUCUUUAUCAAUUUUCUCUGGCAGUAUUUCAGCAAUCAGAGGGCAGAAAAGCUUAUGCUAUAUAAAUUGCUGCUAACCACUGUCUUCAACUAAUUGAAGUAGAAUGUAAACUAUCAUGUAUGUGGAUUUAUCUGCUGCUGUGACAGGUUGAAUUAAUACUGAAAAACUGAACAGCUGCUCCCAAUUUCUCAGAGCUACUUUGUUCUAUUUCUUUAGCAUUUUGGCUGCUUUCUUGGAAAGAAAGGCUUUAUUACAUGAGUCUCUGUUCUAAGGCUUGCAUAUUGUAGUGUGUUGGGAGAAAGGGACAGCUGCCUGCAGUUAAAUAACUAGAAAAGUUGUUUCUCUUUAUUAUCUUUUGUUAAACAAUGUUACUGAUUUUACUGUAAAUUCAUUUUGUAUCUUACCAUUAGACCACAUAAGCUGGAGGAGGUGCUUUAUGGGCCACCUUGUUUUCUGCUGUUCUGUGAUGUUCUGGGGCAAAAUAAAUAACUUAGUAUUGAAGUAAAGAGAA
Molecule: messenger RNA, 1989 nt
Organism: Rhea pennata
Lineage: Eukaryota; Metazoa; Chordata; Aves; Rheiformes; Rheidae
Gene: NENF
Product: neudesin neurotrophic factor
Exons: 4
Coding region: 1-501 (166 amino acids)
Cellular component (GO): membrane; endomembrane system; endoplasmic reticulum
Source: RefSeq, a predicted model, not a curated record